GGUGGCCGUACCCGUACAUGAACUCCAUUGCCCCUCCUCUGUCCUCUGGUCGGUACACCCUUGCCAGUUGAUGAGCAUUCAUCUAUUCCUCAAGCUAUUAGGAUCAACGAUUUGUGUAUAGGGGGCAACGAAAGCCUCUUGCACGUGCCCAGUUCAAGGCGAGUUAAUAAUUCCAUACGAGUUACGAUCAUUGAACCAGAUCCAUGUUAGCUCGUUUAGGUCGUCCCGGCCGUAAUCGUGGCGACCGUGCGAGCCGUCUAGCCGCCGAUUGAUGGAAGGGGGGAGUAAUGCUCACGGGACGGCGGGCGAGCCCAACGCCAAUGCUUAUCAACAGAACGAGGAUGCUGCCAGCGCCAGCAAGUUGCCGCUGGUGGUGCCGGCGCCGGAGAAGGAGGAGGAGCACAGCGACGGCGGGCCGAUGACCCCGGGCGCCCCCGCGGGCGUGCCGCGCGGGUGCUGCGCGGUGUACGUGGGCGCGGAGCGGCGGCGGUUCGUGGUGCCGACGCCGUACCUGGGCAACCCUGUGUUCCGGCGGCUGCUGGAGAAGGCCGAGGAGGAGUUCGAGUUCGUUUACGUGGGCGGCGCGCUCACCAUCCCCUGCGACACGGAGUCCUUCAAGUACAUCCUCGCCGUCAUGGAGCGGCACCGGAAGGGCCUCGUCGUCGUCGACCACGAAGGGAAUACCACGGAGACGCCCAAGGCGGCAGCAGGUGGAUCAUCAUCAUCAUCGCCGGGUAAUCCGGAAUGAGUUGGGACAAGACGUGACUGGACCGGAGCAACGGCCACAUGCACUACUAGAUACUCCUUCCUCAUCGGAGUUCAAUUACUAAAUAUAAGUCUUUUUAGAGAUUUCAAUAAGAGACUACAUACGAAGCAAAAUGAGUGAAUCUACACUCUAAAAUAUGUUUAUAUACAUUCGUAUGUUGUUGUCCAUUUGAAAUGUCUAAAAAGACUUAUAUUUAGGAACGGAGGGAGUAGAAGAGAUCAUCCAUCAGCCACUGAAUCCGAGUCGGGGAAUCCUGUCCUUUUGUUCGAUUUUGUGAGAUCGUAGUGCUUGCCGUUGCGUCUGGACAUGCUCCAAUGGAGAUUGUGAGAUCAAGAGUAGCAGUGUUUUUUACCGCUAUCUGCAAGAACCGCAUGAAGGCAUCUUAUGAUUUACUGUAAACCAGUAGGGUGACGCGCGCAUUUGCGAGGCUAGAUUUAUAUAGUAUUGUCACAGUUGUCGUUUUAGAUUUCGAUAUGGUAUUUUGUGCAUAGCUUUGGUCAUUAUUAUUGUAUAAACAUGCACUUAUGCAGAUCAACUAAUGAUUGUAUUAUUAAUACUAAGUG
This is a messenger RNA of Triticum aestivum (bread wheat), 1329 nucleotides long. RefSeq lists its product as uncharacterized. Gene Ontology annotation, biological process: response to auxin. The record is from RefSeq and is a predicted model, not a curated record. The transcript is spliced from 2 exons. Lineage: Eukaryota; Viridiplantae; Streptophyta; Magnoliopsida; Poales; Poaceae. The coding region runs from base 272 to 748 and encodes 158 amino acids.